Molecule: messenger RNA, 2210 nt
Organism: Cylicocyclus nassatus
Lineage: Eukaryota; Metazoa; Nematoda; Chromadorea; Rhabditida; Strongylidae
Source: the annotation of a GenBank genome assembly
AUGCGAUGGGGAAUAUCACAAAUUAAUUGCAUUGGAAUUCGAUCGUUUUUCGCGUACCUGCGGAUCGCCAUCUGCACUCAGUAUAUGGACUUUCGGCUCAAAACUUGCAACGUCUUACGUGCUGAAAGUCGUGGCAUGGCACCAUGGCUGCUUAUUGUUGCAGCAGUUCUAGUUAUAAUGACAGUCACUUCGUUAGUUAUUAUAUUCGUAAUACUCCCGAGAAAAUCAGGAUAUUUCAAAAGGCUGUCAGAAACAACCAAUAGAGACAUCAGAGGACUUAUGAUUCUGAUCAAAAUGCGACUACGUUGUUCUCGUGCUUUUUGGAAAAAUCGAGGUAUACAAUCCUUGUUUUUGGACACUGUGCGGAGAAAUUCGGAGAAGGAAGCUAUUUAUGAUAUGACCCUCGGAAAGUCAUUCACGUUCAAGGAGCUGGACGAACUCGCAUGUCAAUAUGGUCAUAUGCUGCAGAAUAAUUCGUCCGUACAAGCUGGUGAUGUUGUUGCUAUAUGCAUGGAGAAUGGAACACAUUUCGUGGCAGCCUGGCUCGGGUGCGCAAAGAUAGGCGCCAUUUCUGCCUGGAUUAAUACAAAUCUCCAAGGAGAGUCUCUGACGCACUCACUGAAGAUCUCUAAAGCAUCUGUUAUAGUCUGCUCAGCGCCCUAUCAACAAAAAAUAGUCGAAACCGUGGAAAACGAGGGGAUGCAGACACGAACGCUGAUUUUUAGCGGAGGAACUGCACUAAAACCGUACGUUAAAUGCACUGACGAUCUCUUGAGGACACAGCAGACUUCACAGCCCAUAGCAACGCGAGAGAUGACCUUCCAAGAUCCACUGUGCUACAUAUUUACAUCUGGGACAACGGGGAUGCCAAAGCCGGCGAUUAUCAAGCACUUCAGGUUUUUUUACAUAGCUACAAGUGGAGAGGUAGCAUUUGGAGUACGGCCUAAAACGGACAGGAUUUACAUUUGCCUUCCGCUCUACCAUACAUCAGCAGGAGUGCUCGGAGUUGGACAAACGGUGAUACAUGGAGCAACAUGUGUCAUAAGAGACAAAUUUUCCGCGCGGAAUUUCUGGAAGGAUUGUGUGAUAAACAAAUGCACAGUAUCGCAAUAUAUUGGGGAACUUCUUCGAUACUUACUUCUGACUGAAAAGUCACCAUAUGAAGAAAAUCACUGUGUCCGAUUGCUAAUAGGAAACGGAUUGAGACCAGCAAUAUGGAAGCAAUUUCAAGAAAGAUUCAAAGUUGAGCGGAUAGCCGAAUUUUACGGUUCAACCGAAGGAACUUCUAACCUCAUUAACAUUGAUGGGAAAGAAGGUUCUUGCGGAUUUAUGACUAUAAUGAGUAUCGCUGCCCCAAUAUACCCCAUUCGGCUUUUCAAAGUUGACGAAGCAACAGGCGAGCUGAUCAGAGACGACCGUGGAUAUUGCAUACCUAUCCGGCCAGGUGAAUCCGGUCUACUCGCUUGCACAAUCCGUAAAAAUAACCCACUCUAUCACUUCGAGGGCUAUGUGGAUGAAGCAGAAACCCAGAAAAAGGUUAUCGAAGAACCAUUACCAGGAUCCGAUCCAGUCUUUUUGUCAGGUGAUAUACUAUACUGGGACCGGCUCGGAUACUUCUACUUCAAAGAUAGAGUAGGAGAUACGUUCAGGUGGAAGGGCGAGAACGUGUCGACAACUCAGGUGGAAGCAGUGUUGCAAGGACUUGCUGGCAUACAAGACUGCACUGUUUACGGCGUCGAAGUUCCAGGUACUGAUGACUGUGAAGGCAAAGCAGGAAUGGUAGCAAUUACCCCAAGUCCGGGUGUAGUCACUAAAAUAUUGCUGACCGUACUAUAUAAGCGAUUCACUUCCUCACUUCCACCCUACGCUGUACCUUGCUUUGUAAGAAUAACGGACGACAUAGACAAAACAGAGACCUUCAAGAUGAAGAAAGCAGCUCUCCAAUCACUUGGUUUCAAUCCAACGUCAGGAUCGACGGUGUACUUCUUAGACCACCCCAAUGAGACCUUUACAGAAGUCACAAAGGCAGCUAUAGCCGAUCUGCAGAAAAAACGAGUAACUAUUUAAUGGCCGGUCGAAAACAGUCGAUGGUGCUUACAUUAGAGCAUGCUUGUUGUUGUAUUAAGUAUGUAAAUAUUCAUAAGUGGUCAACACUAGCUUGCAACUCUGUGCGAUACAUCAUGCAAUACAUCGGUAAAUGAUUUACACCA